CCUUCGCCACUGGCCAUACACAAACCACUUGCGCAACGCUGCUUGGUCCUUACUCCACCAAACCUUCUCCGCCUACGGCCACAAUGGACGGCGGAAGCCAGUCACACGAGUCUGAUAUCUACGCUGUUCUGAUGGAUCGGUUUCAUAGUCUCCAAGCAAGCCACGAGAAACUCAAAGAACAGUUCAAUAUUCUCCUGCAAGAAAAGAGCAUUGCCGGUGGAUUUGGAAGUACAAGUAGUAGAGUUGCACGAGUGAGAAACUCGGUGGACGAAGUUAUGAAUAUGCAAGAAGAUUCGUCAGGUGAGUUGGCGGGGGAAGAUUCCAGCUGGGCUAGCUAUAUUCAUGGAGCUUACUAUUCAGGGAGUCCGUACAAGAACGUGUUAGAGUGCAUGGGUCAUGCAGUUCAUAUCAGUCGAGCUGGCUCUGAAGAGAUCAUUUACUGGAAUUCAUCUGCUGAAAAGCUCUUUGGAUACAAAGACUACGAGGUAUUGGGACAAAGAGAUGCAGUGCUGAUCAUUGAUGAAAAGCGUCAUGCAUUGGCGCGGAAAAUCAUGGACAGGUUGAGCUUUGGACGGUCUUGGGCAGGUCAGUUUCCUUUCAAGAAGAGAUCAGGCCAGAUCUUUGUGGCAAUAGUUACGAAAAGCCUGCUGUAUGAGGAUGGCGAGCUUGUUGGCACCAUCACUGUUUCAAGUGAUGCAGCUGUCUUUAAUAAUCUACAUUUAGAAAAUACAAGAGUAGGCCAAGACCCUACUGAUGGUAAAUCUAGAGGACGAGGAAUAAAUCAGAAAAGAAUCCAGUUGCGUGCACAACCACAGAUUGCAUCAUCUGUUUCCAAUCUGGCCUCAAAAGUAUUAUUGCGGAAGCAUGAAGACAGUGGAUCUGAUGGAAGUUCCAAUAUUAGGGAAAAGGAGCAAAAUGAACUGGACAAUGCAUAUCUAAAAUCUGAGAGGCCACCUAGAGCACCAGCAACAAGACCGCAAGUUAAUUGUAAGUCUCCCAAUGCGAAGAAUAAAAUUGAUGGAGAUGGCUUUGAAAGCGAAGAAUCCACAAGUGGAUUUCCUCAGCCAUUAAAACUUGCCGAAAAGGUAUUAGCGAAGCUUCACAUUGGGGGUAUUGCCAAUCUUAAUAAGAACAAAGAUGCAGUUGUCCAAUGUAACAGCUUGAAUGGUAUGUCAUGCAGCAAAGUAUUGGUCGAGUCAUCUUCACCUGGAGCACCACAAGCAACACAAGCAACUAGCUCACAUAACGAGGACUUGUAUCCUAUAACUGCACCUGUCCGAGUUUCAGAACAGUUGCAGACGUCAGACUUGCAAGACUUGAAUACAAAUGGGCAGAAUUUGGAAAUGGAGAUUGAGGAUACACUACAACCUCAACCAGAUAUUCAACGGUUCCCGAACUCAAGGGAGGAUAGUGGAAGCAGCAUUGGUAGUCCAUCAAGCAAAGGUGAUGAUGAAUCAAACUUGAUUGUACAUUGUGAAAUCCAUUGGGAAGACCUGCAAUUACGAGAGCAAAUUGGCCAAGGUUCAUUCGCUGUUGUGUAUCGUGGAAUCUGGAAUGGAUCAGAUGUUGCAGUUAAGGUUUAUUUCGGGAAUGAAUACAAUGACCAGACUCUACUCAGUUACACUCAAGAGCUUUAUAUAAUGAGGACACUGAGACAUCCAAAUGUGCUGUUGUUCAUGGGGGCAGUAUGCUCACAAGAAAAACUGGCUCUGGUAACAGAAUAUUUGCCAAGGGGAAGUCUCUUUAAAGCACUACACAAAAGUAAUCAGCAAUUAGACAUCAGACGUCGUCUGAGGAUGGCUCUUGAUGUGGCAAGAGGUAUGAACUAUUUGCAUCACAGAAACCCACCAAUCGUACAUAGAGAUCUCAAAUCUUCAAACCUGCUUGUCGAUAAGAGCUGGAAUGUCAAGGUUGGAGACUUUGGCCUGUCAAAAUUGAAGAAUGCGACCUUCUUAACAAACAACUCUGGGAAAGGAACGCCUCAGUGGAUGGCUCCCGAAAUCCUUCGAAGUGAACCUUCAACGGAAAAGUCAGAUAUCUACAGUUUUGGAGUCAUACUGUGGGAACUGAUGACUGAAUCCAUACCAUGGAAGAACCUGAACUCGUUGCAGGUUGUGGGAAUUGUCGGCUUCAUGGACCGCAGACUGGACCUUCCAGUAAACCUUGAUCCCGAAAUUUCAUCCAUCAUCCGUGACUGCUGGCACAGCAAACCAGAAAACCGUCCAUCAUUUCAAGAUAUUAUCCAGAAAAUAACAGAUUUAAUUCAAACUGGAGCAAAUGCAAGGAGGAGUCCAGGGCUUUGAAGCUGCUGCAGGGCUCGCGCUCGUGUAUAAUAGUAGUAGCAAUACAAAUGCAAGUCUUCCAAAAGUAUGGAGGAACUAAAACUAUCGCCAGACUUAACCAAUAAUAUGGUGUACAAGUCCUUUAAGUUCACACAACAUAUUUGUUGAUCGAGAGUUCCCAUCUUUCUACUUUCCCUCCUUUUGUUUUCGUGUCAAGGAAAGAUGAAAAAGGCUUUUGGAAAAUGGAAAUCAAAGAGAUAAAAUAGUAGCCUUAACAAAGAGUUGCAUGAGAGUUUGAAGGACUUCAUUACAGUUAAUGAGUUUUAGCAGACAUACCUGCAGAUUUGGGCCAUUAUGAGAAAGGCCCAAUCUCACAGCGUCAGCAUUGCAAUAUGCAGAUACUAAACUGUGCAUGCGUUCAUUGUUUUUUUUUUUUUUUUUUGGCUUUUUCGAAAGAAAUUGUAUAGUUAUUGAGGUUUAGCAUUAUUUCGAAUAUCAAAAUUUUUUUGUAUUUUCAAAGU
This is a messenger RNA of Coffea arabica (coffee), 2803 nucleotides long. Its product is annotated as serine/threonine-protein kinase EDR1-like. The record is from RefSeq and is a predicted model, not a curated record. Gene Ontology annotation, molecular function: protein serine/threonine kinase activity; ATP binding. Gene Ontology annotation, biological process: protein phosphorylation. Lineage: Eukaryota; Viridiplantae; Streptophyta; Magnoliopsida; Gentianales; Rubiaceae.